Salarias fasciatus (jewelled blenny) is the source of this 1634-nucleotide messenger RNA. RefSeq names its product tyrosinase (gene tyr). Gene Ontology annotation, biological process: pigmentation; melanin biosynthetic process. Gene Ontology annotation, molecular function: tyrosinase activity. The transcript has 5 exons. NCBI's taxonomy places the organism in Eukaryota, Metazoa, Chordata, Actinopteri, Blenniiformes, Blenniidae. Bases 1 to 1623 code for a protein of 540 amino acids. The record is from RefSeq and is a predicted model, not a curated record.
AUGAGAAGCUGGAGUGUUUCUCUACUUCUGCUGCAGCUCUUUGGGUCUUGUUUCUGCCAAUUCCCUCGCCCAUGUGCCAACUCGGAGGGGCUUCGGACCAAAGAGUGCUGCCCCGUGUGGGACGGGGACGGCUCGGCCUGCGGCGCCCUGUCAGGCCGCGGCUUCUGCACGGAGGUGCUGGUUUCAGAGGAGCCCCACGGGCCCCAGUACCCGCACAGUGGGAUCGACGACAGGGAGCGCUGGCCUUUGGCCUUCUUCAACCGGACUUGUCGCUGUGCCGGGAACUACGGAGGUUUUAACUGCGGCGAAUGCAAGUUUGGCUACUGGGGCUCAAACUGUGCGACGUACAGGGAGUCGGUGCGCAGGAACAUCCUGACCAUGUCGAAAGCAGAACAGCAGAAGUUCAUCUCUUAUCUGAACUUGGCUAAAAACACCAUCAGCCGGGACUACGUCAUCUCCACAGCAACGAGAGCAGAGAUGGGCGAGAAUGGCGAGAACCCCAUGUUUUCUGACAUCAACACGUACGACCUGUUCGUCUGGAUGCACUACUACGUAUCUCGAGACACCUUGCUGGGGGGGCCGGGGAACGUCUGGCGAGACAUCGACUUUGCCCACGAGUCUGCGGGCUUUCUGCCCUGGCACAGAGUGUUCCUGCUUCACUGGGAGAACGAGAUCCGGAAGAUGACCGGAGAUUUCAACUUCACCAUCCCCUACUGGGACUGGAGAGACGCCCAGUCCUGUGAGGUGUGCACCGACGCUCUGAUGGGCGGACGCAGCCCGCUCAACCCCAACCUCAUCAGCCCUGCGUCCGUCUUCUCCUCAUGGAAGGUGAUCUGCACCCAGCCAGAGGAGUACAACAGCCGAGAGGUGUUAUGCAACGCCACCGGGGAGGGACCGCUGCUGCGUAACCCUGGCAACCACGAUUCCAACCGCACUCCACGACUCCCCACAUCAGCUGACGUGGAGCUGACGCUGGGCCUGCGCGACUACGAGACGGGACCCAUGGACCGGUUCGCCAACAACAGCUUCAGAAACGUCCUGGAAGGUUUUGCGAGUCCAGAGACCGGUUUGAUCGUGCCGGGCCAGAGCACCAUGCACAACGCUUUACACAUCUUCAUGAAUGGCUCCAUGUCUUCCGUCCAGGGUUCAGCCAACGACCCCAUAUUCCUGCUGCACCAUGCUUUCAUUGACAGCAUCUAUGAACGCUGGCUGAGGACCCACCAGCCCGUCCGUGAAAACUACCCACGUGCCAAUGCCCCAAUUGGCCACAACGACGGCUACUACAUGGUGCCGUUCUUUCCUCUCUAUCGAAACGGAGACUAUUUCCUGUCCAACAAAGCUCUGGGAUUUGAGUACGCCUACCUGUUAGACCCUGGCCAGAGGUUCGUCCAGGAGUUCCUGACGCCUUACAUCGAGCAGGCCCAGGAGAUCUGGCAGUGGCUGCUGGGAGCCGGGAUCCUCGGGGCCGUGAUCGCAGCAAUCUUUGCAACAGUGAUUGUUGUUGCGAGAAGGAAGUGGAAACGUAACCAGAAGAGGAAGAGAGCAAAGAGCUACGGAGAGAGGCAGCCGCUGCUGCAGAGCAGCUCGGAGGAAGGUUCCUCUUCAUAUCAGACCACUCUGUAACAAACAAAGAC